Molecule: messenger RNA, 1658 nt
Organism: Hippopotamus amphibius kiboko
Lineage: Eukaryota; Metazoa; Chordata; Mammalia; Artiodactyla; Hippopotamidae
Gene: CKM
Product: creatine kinase, M-type
Exons: 8
Coding region: 164-1309 (381 amino acids)
Biological process (GO): phosphocreatine biosynthetic process
Molecular function (GO): creatine kinase activity
Source: RefSeq, a predicted model, not a curated record
CUCCAGCCCGUUUCCAGGGGGGAGCCCCUCCCAGCCAAUAGCACAGCCCAGGCCCCCCCUAUAUAAGGCCAGGGCUGCAGGCCCUUCCUUCGGGUCAGUGUCGCCUCCGGGAUUCAGACAGCCCCUUCCAGCACAGCCCAGCCAGGCCCCCCACACUGCCACCAUGCCGUUCGGUAACACCCACAACAAGUACAAGCUGAACUACAAGUCUGAGGAGGAAUACCCAGACCUCACCAAGCACAACAACCACAUGGCCAAGGCGCUGACCCCUGAGAUCUACAAGAAGCUGCGUGACAAGGAGACGCCGUCUGGUUUCACUCUGGACGAUGUCAUCCAGACAGGUGUGGACAACCCAGGUCACCCCUUCAUCAUGACCGUGGGCUGUGUGGCCGGUGACGAGGAGUCUUACGUGGUUUUCAAGGACCUCUUCGACCCCAUCAUCCACGACCGGCACGGGGGCUACAAACCCACUGACAAGCACAAGACCGAUCUCAACCAUGAGAACCUCAAGGGUGGUGACGACCUGGACCCCCACUACGUGCUCAGCAGCCGUGUACGCACGGGCCGCAGCAUCAAGGGCUACACGCUGCCCCCCCACUGCUCCCGCGGUGAGCGCCGGGCCGUGGAGAAACUCUCCGUGGAAGCCCUCAACAGCCUGACGGGAGAGUUCAAGGGGAAAUACUAUCCUCUGAAGAGCAUGACAGAGAAGGAACAGCAGCAGCUCAUCGACGACCACUUCCUGUUCGACAAGCCCGUGUCCCCGCUGCUGCUGGCUUCAGGCAUGGCCCGAGACUGGCCCGAUGCCCGUGGCAUCUGGCACAAUGACAACAAGACCUUCCUGGUGUGGGUGAAUGAGGAGGACCACCUCCGAGUCAUCUCCAUGGAGAAGGGGGGCAAUAUGAAGGAGGUUUUCCGCCGCUUCUGCGUGGGGCUGCAGAAGAUUGAGGAGAUCUUCAAGAAAGCCGGCCACCCCUUCAUGUGGAACGAGCACCUGGGCUACGUGCUCACCUGCCCAUCUAACCUGGGCACCGGGCUGCGUGGAGGCGUGCAUGUGAAGCUGGCGCACCUGAGCAAGCAUCCCAAGUUCGAGGAGAUCCUCACUCGCCUGCGCCUGCAGAAGCGGGGCACAGGUGGCGUGGACACGGCUGCCGUGGGCUCAGUGUUCGACGUGUCCAACGCCGAUAGGCUGGGCUCGUCGGAGGUAGAACAGGUGCAGCUCGUGGUGGAUGGUGUGAAACUCAUGGUGGAGAUGGAGAAGAAGCUGGAAAAGGGCCAGUCCAUCGACGACAUGAUCCCUGCCCAGAAGUAGGCGCACUGCCCGCCAGCCGCCGACUGCUGGAGCCCAGGCCAAAGGGAGGAGCCGGCCCACCGGAGGCCCGCCCAGUCAUCCUUUGCCCCGCCCCUUUCUCCCGAAGUCCCAGCUGUAAAGUUUUGGUCAACCCGAGCUCUAUCCACCCUUCUUCGAGAACCAGUUCCAACCAGAGUUCCAACCAAUGGGCUGCAUUCUCUGGGUUCUGGCCAAUGGAAAACCUCCCUCACGCUCUCCUUUUCCCUGAGCUCCGCCCACCAUCAGGAGCUCUGGCUGAUGGAGAGCACUAGCUCACCUGGAGCUCAUGCUUUUUCUCCACUCAAAGCAACAAAUAAAAGCAAUGGUGGCC